Messenger RNA from Naegleria lovaniensis, 735 nucleotides. RefSeq lists its product as uncharacterized. Bases 1 to 735 code for a protein of 244 amino acids. NCBI's taxonomy places the organism in Eukaryota, Heterolobosea, Eutetramitea, Acrasida, Naegleriidae. The transcript is spliced from 3 exons. The record is from RefSeq and is a predicted model, not a curated record.
AUGCAUAAAAAUGACCUCUGUGGAUGCUUCUUCAACUUGGAAACUCUUUUGAAUCAUGAACAUUUGAAACAACUCGGAGAUGAAUUUUUAAGAGAAAACAUUUCAUCUUCAGCCCGAUUGCUCUAUAUUACUGUGGGACUCACAAGUGUUACAAAGGAUGGUCAUGAUAUUUCAUGUUUUGAAAUUGGAAAAUUCUUAGAACUAUGUUUACAUGGAAAUCCUUUUGUUUUUCAAGCAUUGUUUGUUCCUGAUCAUUUUGUUCAUCAAUAUCAAUCGAAGGAAUGGACAGAAUUAAAAUUGUUAAACAAGUAUUUUCUGAACAAGAAAGUAGUGAGCUCACAUUGUGCAUUUGCAAAACGGCAACUUCAACAAGGAGAAGGAAAGAUCAAAAGAGCAUAUCAAAAGAAUUAUUAUCACUCGCUGAGACUAUGUUAUGAAACUGAAAGACUCAUACAAGGGCUGGUUCCUCGUAUACGGUUUGAAAAAGAUACGGCAGAACGAGAAAUGCUAAUGGAAAUAAGAAACCAUUUACCGUCGGAAGAAAAGAGGAGUGAAUAUCAUCGAUUCAUUAUGAAUAAGCUUUCAAGUAUUGAGAAAACAAAACCUUGGAAUAAUGUACCAAAUUUGCAUGAAAUUAGAAUGAAUGACGACAGUGGACAAUAUUUCGUGUACCAUCUUAAUAACUGGUUGAUAAGAUUACGAGUGAAUGAUCUCUUGUCAAGAAUAGAAAAAUAA